UGGGCAGCCUGUGCCAGUGCCCAGCUGCUGUUUCAGAGAAGAAACUUUUCCUAGUAUCCAACCUUUAUCUCCCUUGGCACAACCUGAGGCGGUUGCCUUGUGUCCCAUCACUAGUUGACUGGGAGUUGAGGCUGAUCCUCACCUCACUCACUGCAACUCCUUUCAGGUCACUGUAGAGGGUAAUUAAGUCUACCCUACACUUCUCCAGACUGAACCAUCCCAUUUCCCUCAGCUGCUCCCCAUCAGGCCUGUGCUCCAGACCUCUCACAGCUUUGUUGCCCUUCUUUGGACACAUUCUGGUGCCUCGGUGUCCUUGUAAUGAGGGGCCCAAAACUGAACACAGCACUCAAGGUGCAGCCUCUCCAGCACAGAGUACAGAGAUACAAUCAGCUGAUUGUAUUUCUGAUACAAACUGGGAUGCCAUUGGCCUUGGCCACCUGGGCACCCUGCUGGCUUACGUUCAGCCAGCUGUUGACCAGCACCCCCAGAUUCUUUCCAGCUGCACAACUUUCCAGCCACUCUACUUGAUGCCUGUAGCAAUGAAUUUUUCCUUCCUGCUUUUUUUUCUCUAAUUUUGAAUUCCUACAAAAAUAAUACGAUAAGGCAGGGAAUAUCUUUCAGAGAACCUCUUCCAGUGCUCUGAGUAAAAUGGUACAGUUACGCUCCUAGCAUCCAGAAUGAAAGAAGCCUAUGGCCAAUUCUGGAUUUGAGAGUGCUGAAUGCUUUCAAUAUUUUAUUAGCUCUGUUUGGUAAUGCUGAAUAAUGUAAAAAUGGCUACAUGCACAACAAUUUAUCUCUGUCACAAAAAGGACAGACAGUGUUGCACAGGUGCAGAAUUUUGCUGGUACAAAUCCUUGUCUUGCUGUUGGUGUUUGGCAGCUUGACUGAAAACACAAAAUCUGUGCUUCACGUUUGCUGUUCAGAUAGAGAUACACACAACAAAUCAUUAUCUUUGUUCAUCAGAUGCAUCAAAUUCUUGGAACUCAGUACACAAAAGGAAAUUGGUAUGAACUCCCAUCACCCUUUCAAAGAGUUCGUUACAGCAAAGACAUCUUUUUCAGAAUACAGAUAACCCCUUCAAGCUUCAAACACAGUCUGUAACACUAAUGGAAGUUUCUCUCACGAGUACAUAUCAACCUGAACAUACAUAUCUCAAUAAUAAAACUUCUUUAUCGGAGUAUGUGGAUGUUGUCAUUUAACACCAGUAGGUAGGUAAGCACCAUCAUUCUGCUCUCACACUCCUCUUCCUCAGAAGGACGGGGAGAAAAUGUGAAACAAUGUCAUGUGUUAAGGUAAGGACAGGGACAUCAGUCACUAGUUACUGUCACUAGCAAAACAGACUAGAAGAGUGAGAACUGAAAGCCGACUGAAAACACCACCUCCCCUACCUCUGGUACUUCCCUGCCCUGUCAGUGGCACAGGAGAGCUGGGAGCGGGGCUGCAGUCAGUCUGUAAUGCUUUGUCUCUGCUGCUCCUCCAUGGUUUCUCUCUGCCCCUCCUCCACGUGGGAUCCCUCCAUCCUUCCCAAACUGAUCCUGUGUGGCCUUCCUGCAGGCUGCAGCUGUCCAAGCACUGCCCCGGCACAGCUCUGUACCACAGGGCCCACCCUUUAGGUACUGCCCCACAUGGGUCCCCAUCAGCAGCAGCUCUCCCAGCCCUCCUGCCCCACCAAAGGCUUCUGCCCAUGGGCUACAGCUUCAUCCAGGGGCUGCUUCUGCUGGGGCUCCCCAUGUGCUAUGGCUCCUCCAGGCCUCAUCCGCUGCUGCACCGUGGGCUCCUCCGUGGCUGCAUGUGGAGGUCUGCUCUGUGUGGAACCUGUAGGCUGCAAGAGGAUGCCCGGCUCCUCCAUGGGCCUCUCCUGUGCUGCAGGGAGCUUCUGCUCCAUGCCUGGAGCACAUUCUGUCCUCCUCCUGCGCUGACCUUGAUGGCUGCAGGGCUGCUUCUCUCACAUUUUCUCACUCCUCUCUCCCAGCUGCUGUGAUGCAGCAGUUUUUUCCUUCCUUAUAUCUGCGUAGCUCUUGGCUCAGCUCUGGCGUCUGUGGGACCCUUUUGGAGCAUCUGGAGUUGGCUCUGAUCUGAAAUGGAGCAGCUGCUGGGCUCUGCUUACAGAGCCCAUCCCUGCUACAGCAGAGAGAGAUGCUUACUCAAGUUUAUGGAAGAACUCCAGUGUUUGGCUUGUUUGGGAGUCUGCCCUGGAAUUGCUUCAGCAAACUUUCUGGAAGUAGAUGAAGGAGGCAAUCAUUAUUGAAAAGUUCAUCCAUAAGAUUCCAAAAUAAGUGUGUCUAAACUCCAAGGCUCAUCUUACAACAGUUUAUAGAACUGUGGGAAUGCAUGGGAGACUUCAGAUGGCCUAAGUGGACGUAAAUUGUGUGGCUGUGGAAAGGGGUCAUCCUACAGUUCCAAGCCACCACUGGUGCAGCAGUAGCGUUUUUAUGGAAAUUCUGGUGAUUAACAGUCAUGGCAACCAUAGAGGAACUGGCCCAUCAAAUUAUUGAGCAGCAAAUGGGAGAGAUUACCCAUUCCCAAGGAGCUGUUACACAAACACUAAUGGAUGGGGCAGCACAACGAAUACAGAUCGUCCCUUCAGAUUCAGGCCUCUCUUUACCACAGCGUAUACAGAUUGUCACAGAUCAGCAGACGGGCCAGAAGAUUCAGAUUGUUACAGCACUUGAUCAGAACUCAGCAGGCAAGCAGUUCAUCCUAACAAAUCAUGAUGGCUCUACCCCAAGCAAGGUGAUCCUUGCCAGACAAGAUUCCACUCCAGGAAAAGUUAUCCUAGCAACUCCAGAUGCUGCAGGUGUCAACCAACUGUUUUUUGCAUCCCCUGAUAUAUCUGCACAACACAUCCAGAUUUUAACAGACAACUCUCCCAAUGAGCAGGCCCUAAAUAAAGUGUUUGAUCUGUGUGUUGUGUGUGGAGACAAGGCAUCAGGACGUCACUAUGGAGCAGUAACUUGUGAGGGUUGCAAAGGAUUCUUUAAAAGGAGCAUACGGAAGAAUUUGGUGUAUUCGUGCCGAGGAACAAAGGACUGUGUCAUUAACAAACACCACCGGAAUCGCUGCCAGUACUGCCGGCUGCAGCGAUGCAUCGCCUUCGGAAUGAAACAAGACUCUGUGCAGUGUGAGAGGAAACCUAUCGAAGUGUCAAGAGAAAAGUCUUCUAACUGUGCAGCUUCUACAGAAAAGAUCUACAUUCGGAAAGAUCUUCGCAGCCCAUUGGCUGCAACUCCAACUUUUGUAACAGACAAUGAAACAGCAAGGUCAACAGGUCUGUUGGAAUCAGGAAUGUUCGUUAACAUUCAGUCUGGCAUUAAAAGCGAGCCUACAGUGCUGAUGACUCCAGAUAAGGUUGAAGCCUGUCAGGGAGACUUAAGUACCCUGGCAAAUGUGGUGACAUCUUUAGCAAACCUCAGUAAAUCCAAAGAUCUGUCACAAAGCAGUACAGAGCUGUCUAUGAUUGAGAGUUUAAGUAAUGGAGAUGGAUCGUUACCUGAACUUCAGCAAGAAGAACAAGGAAGUAGUGAUGUUACAAGGGCAUUUGAUACUCUUGCAAAAGCAUUAAAUCCUGGAGAGAGUGCAGCGUGCCAAAACUCUGAAAGUGUUGAGGCCAACGUGCAGCUUGGAGGUGGAGAAACAAGCAUGAAUAUCGUUGAAAUAGAGGGGCCGCUACUCAGUGAUGCACACGUAGCAUUCAGGCUCACCAUGCCUUCUCCUAUGCCCGAAUAUCUUAACGUUCACUAUAUCUGUGAGACUGCCUCCAGGCUGCUUUUCCUGUCCAUGCACUGGGCACGUUCCAUUCCGUCUUUCCAAGCUUUAGGACAGGAUAACAGCAUAUCAUUAGUAAAAGCCUGCUGGAACGAACUUUUUACGCUUGGUCUCGCACAGUGCUCUCAAGUCAUGAAUGUGGCGACUAUAUUGGCUGCGUUUGUUAAUCACCUUCACGACAGCUUACAGCAAGACAAGCUGCCAACAGACAGAGGAAAACUAGUAAUGGAGCACAUCUUCAAACUGCAAGAGUUCUGUAACAGUAUGGUGAAGCUUUGCCUAGAUGGAUAUGAAUAUGCAUAUUUGAAAGCAAUUGUACUCUUCAGUCCUGAUCACCCAGGGCUGGAAAAUGUGGUACAGAUUGAGAAGUUUCAAGAAAAGGCAUACAUGGAGUUCCAAGACUAUGUAACAAAAGCCUAUCCAGAUGAUACUUACAGACUGUCUCGACUUCUUCUCCGAUUGCCUGCCCUGAGGCUGAUGAGUGCUGCCAUUACUGAAGAGCUGUUCUUUGCAGGACUAAUAGGAAACGUUCAGAUUGAUAGCAUCAUCCCGUACAUUCUGCGAAUGGAGACGGCAGACUACAACACUCAAAUAAUCGGUCAUGCCGUAUAAAAGUAGCAAUCAAGGAUUCUGUACCAUGGCAGUCAUGGUGAUGUAAAUGCAUACUCUGUCUCCAAGAGAUGGCAAUAGGCCUUCCCACGCACCUUUCUAAAGAAGACUCGUGUUCCUCCUUUCCAGUACACUUGGGAAAUGCGGUGGAGUGUCUUAAGGAAUAUAGGAUCGCUUCCUAUUUUUCAUCUGAUCUUCAAGGACUUGUAAAUUCACUUGAUAUCUGAGGAAAGUCAAGAAUUGUUCAUCCUAUUUUUGUAGAUAGAUGAACUUGGAAUAUUUGUUUAUGAAAUGCAGGCUUGUGAAGAAACGGAAGAAGCUUUGACUGAACUAAGGUAUCUCAACUUAGUUUGGUGUUUUAGACAAAUAAAUUAAGUUUCCUCUCUGA
Molecule: messenger RNA, 4762 nt
Organism: Lagopus leucura (white-tailed ptarmigan)
Lineage: Eukaryota; Metazoa; Chordata; Aves; Galliformes; Phasianidae
Gene: NR2C1
Product: nuclear receptor subfamily 2 group C member 1
Exons: 17
Coding region: 2458-4377 (639 amino acids)
Biological process (GO): negative regulation of transcription by RNA polymerase II; cell differentiation; anatomical structure development
Molecular function (GO): zinc ion binding; RNA polymerase II cis-regulatory region sequence-specific DNA binding; nuclear receptor activity
Source: RefSeq, a predicted model, not a curated record